Molecule: messenger RNA, 1156 nt
Organism: Myzus persicae (green peach aphid)
Lineage: Eukaryota; Metazoa; Arthropoda; Insecta; Hemiptera; Aphididae
Exons: 3
Coding region: 431-1036 (201 amino acids)
Source: RefSeq, a predicted model, not a curated record
AAAUGUAUUUUUAGAUUCCUUAGGUAUACAUUACGAUUAUGACAAAUUAACUAUUCUAGAAAAUCAUCGCAAUAUCAAUUUUGGAUCAAGUACAGCUGAAAUUUGGUAGAAUAUUUUCCAUCCAUUUCUAAUAAUUGUUAAAACUAAUAUUAUUGCAUCUCAUCAUCUUGUUUAUUUAUUAUACAUUUUUAGAAAAACAACAUUCAGUAGGAAUAUAUAUAAAUUUACCCCCGCUAACUGUGACACACACAUUCAUGCGUACAACGUACAGCUACUCUCACGACCCGCAACAUAUAUUUUACCCACACACGGUACACCACAGUCUAUUAUUAGUUUGUUAAAUAUAUACGUUUCUUAUUUACCAUUUUGUGUAAACCUACAAGAUUUGCUUUUUUUUUCUUCAACUGUAAAGAUCAUCAUCGAUAAUAACAUGUCAAAUAAUUCAUCAGCUAGUACAUCGAUGUAUGGAGGAGAUGAGUAUCAUAGACGCUUGGCCGGAUCACCUUUGGGAGAUAGUCCAAAUUCGGAUCUUCAGUCUCCAGUUUUCCUUCAACUCAACGUACAUAAUUUUAUCGGAUAUGAUGAGAUGGCUCAAUCUGGUGAUAGUGGGUAUUCAAGCAAACAGGACACGCAAGUGGAAAAUCAAGUUUGGUAUAGAGUAUUUUCAUCACCUUCACCACGACUUUCACAGAUGGAGAAUUGGGCACGAUCUUUGUCUCCUGUUUUUCUGGAAGAAGCUUCACCCGAUAUGUUCCAGUCACCAACACCGAGAGCAUGCUCACUGAGGGUGAGAAACGACCUUUUUCCGGCCAUCGAUUCUCAAUCAACAGUUUCGCCUAUCAUGUUAGACCUUUCUACUCGACAUUCUGGAGAGCAGCCGUCGGAAAUGGAUUGGAGUGAUUACGGAAAUGAAGUAGAGUUGAACCGUCAUAUGGAUGCAUAUGAAGAUGAUGAAGAGCUUAACCGUCAUAUGGAUACGUAUGAAUGUUGUGUAACGAUUUACAGAUUACUGACGCGUCAUUUAUGUCGCGCUUGAUGAAUUUGCUUAGGUAGACAGAACACAGGAACGUAGAGUACGAUAAUAUAAAUCACUGGCAUAGCCACCCAGUCGAGUUCGAAUCGUGAAAUAGAGACAACAGUCAUCUCUACAUUUUUA